GCAGGGGGUUUCCUUGUGGUGCGUGGGCGCGCGCGUGAAUCACUAGUCCCGGCGUUGGUCCGGCUCCGGCUCCGUACGCCGCUCAGUUGGCCGCGGCUGCUCGAGGCGCCCCGAUGCCGCACUCGGCCGCGCCGCCAUGAAGUUCAAAACGCGCGGCUCCGCCAAGACGCUGAGCCUCACGCUCGACACGUCGACGUGGCCGCCCAAGGGCCGCGGCGCAGCUCCGGGUAGCGGCCGCUCCCCGGAGGACGCGGGCAGGCCCAGGACGGCGACGCUGGACAAGCCGCUGGUGCUGGACAUCGCGCUGCUCGGCCACCUGGACAUGACGACGCUCACGCGCCGCGGGCUGCUCAACGCGUGCCGCUUCCGGCGCAAUCGGGGCGGCGUCGUCGGCGUGCUCGCCCCCACCCCCGUCCCCACGACCGCCGCGUCGACGCCGACCCCGCGUGCACCACCGUCCCGCACGCCCUCGCGCUCGGACGUGUCCGGCGACGAGGCUACCCCGGUGGCGGGCCGCCGCCGCGGGGCCACGCCCGCCGGCGCGCUCGUGCGCCAAAAGAAGUCCGUGAUCGAGGAGGACGGCGAGGAGAGCAGCUGGGCGGAGGACGAUCGCUACAGCACGUACCGCGUGCGCAGGAACAACCGUCUGAACCGGACCUUCCGCAUCCCCGCUCUGGGCGCGCUCGCCCGCGGCCGCCGGCAGCCCCUGGACAGCAUCAUGAACAACAACAACGUCCCGGAGGCCGCCGAGGCCAAGGUGCAGCAGUCCAAGGGACGGCGAGGUGGCCCCAGCCUGGACGACAUCCUGGGCGCCCGCGAGCACGUCCCGGAGCCGUGCCGGACCUGUGGCCGCCCGGAGCUUCCCGAGCGGCUGCACAGCCACCCGAAGCUGCCCGGCAAGCCCAGCCAGCACCACGGCUACGGACAGCUGCACCUGGCGCCCCCGCAGCCCGCACCGCAGCCGGCACCACAGCCACCAGCACCCGUCAAGAACUCCGUGAAGAAGCCCGUCGCCAUCAAGUACCGGCCGCGCCGCGGCUCCGAGGGCGCCGCGCCCAACAGCCUCGACCCCUCGAUGGCCAUGCCCCGCUCCCUGAAGCAUCAGGCCGCGUCCCCGGCCAGGAGGGUCUCGCCGGCCAAGGGCGCGUUCCUCGUCACGCACUUCGUGGACCCGGACGGCCCCACCAGCCCCAGCCGCGCAGCGCGCGCCCCGCGCAUCGUGACCUGCUUCGUGUGCGGCAGGGAGUUCGGGACGGCCUCGCUGCCCCUGCACGAGCCGCAGUGCAUCCAGAGAUGGACGCUGCAGAACACCAAGCUGCCGCCGCAGUGGCAGCGCUCCCUGCCGGAGAAGCCCGUGGGCCCCAUCACCAUCGACGACUGGAAUAAGUUCGCCUGGGACUCCUCUAAGGUAGGCCUCGCGGAGGAAACAACCGUCAGGCACCACGUGAAUGUGUCAUCUUUCCCUUCGUCCUGGGGAAUCGUCCACAUAGUAGUACCUCCGUCCGUCACUUCCACUUGCCGUUACGAACCUGCCAGGUUCAGCCAAGGCAAGCUCUCAUACAGGCCCGCCCCCGCCGCGCCUAGGCCGCCGGCCGCGAGCCCCAGCCCCGUCGGCGCCCGGCCUCAGCCCGCCCCCGCCACCAACGGCCGCGGACGGCCCUUGCGCUGCUACCUCUGCGGCCAGCCGUACGGGCUGCAGUCCCUGGCCAUACACGAGCCUCAGUGUCUCCAGAAGUGGCGCCUGGAGAACUCCAAGCUGCCCCUAAACCUCCAGCGGCCAGAGCCCCAGAAACCAGAGAUCAUCUUCACAGAGGACGGCGACGUGGACUGCUGGGCGACCUUCGACCGCAUUUGGGCCAAUCACACCGAGUCCCUCAUUCCCUGCAGGACCUGCGGCCGACGGUUCUUCCCCGACCGGAUCCUGACCCAUGAGCGCGCGUGCGCAGGGGCAGGGGCAGGCGGCAGCCGCCCGCACCACCAGGCUCGACAUACCGGCAAAGUGGACAUGGACGCGACGGCAGAGGCCGCGUGGCAGGCCCAUCUCUCGCAGCUCAUACCCUGCAGUCACUGCAACCGCAAGUUCAGCCCCGAUAGAAUCGAGGUGCACGAGCGGUGCUGCAAGGGCGACAGGUAGCAUGACUUUGUAAAAACUUUUGACAAUAAAAUAACCUCCACCACA
This is a messenger RNA of Frankliniella occidentalis (western flower thrips), 2179 nucleotides long. RefSeq names its product zinc finger protein 474-like. Bases 137 to 2134 code for a protein of 665 amino acids. The transcript has 5 exons. The record is from RefSeq and is a predicted model, not a curated record. NCBI's taxonomy places the organism in Eukaryota, Metazoa, Arthropoda, Insecta, Thysanoptera, Thripidae.